CCGAAAUGUUUCACUGGAUUAUUUCAUUGGAAUAUUCCCAUUUGCAAACCACCCUAUAUAUUGUGGCCACUGUGUGAUUUGACAUGUGGCGCAAAGGUCUGUCUAGUGUUCGACGCGUCGUUAGCCGCAAGGCUCCUCGUGGAGCCAUAUUUGCCCUUCCGCUAGCUGGCGCUUCCGGCAAUUCCUCCACGAACAUCGUCGGAAUAUCUGCGCUCUUGAGCGCCGUGGCGUUCAGUUCGGUUGCCGCGACCACGAAAAACGACUCGGUGAACAAGUGGGACUUGCCAGACAAGUCGCAGUGCUCUGUCGAAGACUUCUUGUAUCCGACCAUCGAACCGUAUUCCACUGGGCGUUUGCAAGUAUCCAAGACCCACUCGUUGUACUACGAAGAAAGCGGGAAUCCCAACGGCAAGCCCGUCAUCCUCGUGCACGGCGGACCUGGCGGAGGGUGCACCCCGGUCAUGAAUCGAUUCCACGACCCAGCCGUGUACCGCAUCAUCGCGUUGGACCAGCGCGGGUCCGGCCGCAGCCUCCCGCACGCGUCGCUCGAGGACAACACGACGUGGCACUUGAUUUCCGACAUGGAGGCACUGCGAGAGCAUUUAAACAUUGACAAGUGGCAAGUGUUUGGCGGGUCCUGGGGCAGCACCUUGUCGACGGCAUAUGCGGAAACGCACCCGACACGCGUGACCGAGUUGGUCUUGCGUGGCAUUUUCCACCUCCGCGACAAAGAAGUCCAAUUUUACUAUCAGAGCGGCGCCAACUUUUUGUACCCGGAUCGAUGGGAAGCCUAUCGCGACGCCAUCCCCGAGGACGAACGCCACGACUUCCUCACGGCAUACCACAAGCGCCUGACGAGUCCGGACGAAAGCGUCCGGCUGGCGGCUGCGCUGGCGUGGACGACGUGGGAGCUGUCCACGAGCAACCUCAAGCCCCCCGUGGAUGCCGUCGACAAGUCCAUGAAGAACGCGCGGUUCGCGGAAGCCUUUGCCCGCAUCGAGAACCAUUACUUUGUGAACAAGGGCUUUUUCCCCACGCCAAACUUUUUGAUCGACCAAGUGCACAAGAUUCGGCACAUCCCCACCGUGAUCGUGCAAGGCCGCUAUGACGUGGUGUGCCCGAUGGUCACGGCGUGGGAAUUCCACAAGGCGUUCCCCGAAGCCGACUUGCGCGUCGUGCAAACCGCGGGCCAUUCCGCCGGCGAGCCCGGGAUUGCGGCCGAAUUGGUGCGCGCCACCGACCAGUUCAAGCCCUAGUAGUACUAGUAGUACUAUUAGUACAGUGUAACGUUACCUGUGUUGUUAUGUGGCAUCUAUACUAGAUGUGCAUGAUUGGUACUUUGCCGUUUUUCCGACUUGUCCCUAUUACUAUGGUGCACUCCAUCUAUAAAAC
Aphanomyces astaci is the source of this 1392-nucleotide messenger RNA. RefSeq names its product prolyl aminopeptidase. Gene Ontology annotation, biological process: proteolysis. The record is from RefSeq and is a predicted model, not a curated record. The transcript is spliced from 4 exons. Gene Ontology annotation, molecular function: aminopeptidase activity. Gene Ontology annotation, cellular component: cytoplasm. Bases 84 to 1256 code for a protein of 390 amino acids. NCBI's taxonomy places the organism in Eukaryota, Oomycota, Saprolegniomycetes, Saprolegniales, Verrucalvaceae.